UGCUUCUACAAACAUUUGUGAAAGACUGUGCAAUAAGUCCAUCCGUGAAAUGUCCUUGCUACUAAAUACUCCACAGUCAUCUGUUAGUGGUAUUAUAACAAAGUGGAAGCAACUGGGAAUAACAGCAACUCAGCCACUAAGUGGUGGGCCACAUAAAAUGACAGAGCAGGGUCAGCACAUGCUGAAGUGCACAGUGCGCAAAAGUCGGCAACUGUCUGCAGAGUCAAUCGCUAAAGACCUCCAAACUUCGUGUGGCCUUCAGAUUAGCACAAAAACAGUGACUUGAAAGCUUCAUAGAAUGGGUUUCCAUGGCUGCAUCGAAGCCUUACAUCACCAAGUGCAAUGCAAAGCGUCAGAUGCAGUGGUGUAAAGCAUGCUGCCACUGGACUCUAG
Staurois parvus is the source of this 393-nucleotide messenger RNA. The record is from the annotation of a GenBank genome assembly. NCBI's taxonomy places the organism in Eukaryota, Metazoa, Chordata, Amphibia, Anura, Ranidae.